UCUUUUUUAAAUCAACCAAUCCUCCUGAGAAGUGAUAUUGACUGACAAGAAAGACAAAACGGAUGAUCAUUUUCUGUUUUGUCUUAAACAACCUAGACAUCAGCUUUGGUGAACAGGGAGUGGAGAAACAUGUCAGGGAGUUAACGUUUUUGACAAGCAGAGUUUUUUCAUGUUGUGAGGAAAAUUGAGAGUGAUGGUUGGAGGACAUGGAGGGGGGUUGGGGUAUGCCUAGCCUGAACACCCCGGUUGGUAAUAUAUGCAACCCUAUUGUAUUGAAUCAAUGCACCAUGGAUUAAUGGGGGCUAGAAGGAGCAGGAGGCUACAAUGGGGAGGCUGCAAAAUGAGAUCUUCUGCCUCGUGGUAAGAAACAGUAUGAAACAAAGUGAAGAACCAGCAGCACCAUUCAGACUCUUAUCCAAGGGCAACAAAGUGUUUUCAAAGUUCAUAUCUUGGUUGUCAUUCCUUUGUUAUUUUUCCUCUACCAACUGCAAAUAAGGACCCAAGGACAGACAAAUGAGAGUUUUUUUUUUUCCUUAACAGGCAGAUAUACACAGGCAGCAAAAGAAUCUUCUGCUUCACAGGUUGCGGUGUUGCCGUGUGCACUCUGAUUUGUUGUGGUUCUGUAUCGUUUCAUCUCUCUACAAAAGUUUGGUAUCAAGAAAAAGCCAGAACACUGCAAAACAUCCUCCCUGAACUAAGAUCCAGUCACUUUUUUGGAGAAUGGAUAAUUUGCUAAGUGUCUGUCUGAAUUUUGAGUCUUGCGUCUAGACCUUCUUGCCUACUGACUCAUUAUGUCACAAGAUAGAGGAACCUGCUGCAGACGUGAGAGACAGAUGUCCUGGUCCUUGUUAUGUCUUCUGUUCCUCGUGUCACCAUGCAUGGGGUUCUUUCCCAACUUCUGGUCCAAAGUUUUGAUUCUGUCCUUUGACUCAUACACACACCAGUCCAUCACAGAACAGGCCAUCAUCAAAGUUUCUCUGGAGGUCCUGAGGGACACCACAAAACAGCACGACCUCCAAGGAGAGAAAAAUAUUUACCUUGGCCGUGGAUUCUGGAGAGCCGUGAGAGAUGUGGUGAACUCUAAUGCAGACAUGGACCUUAAGAGUGGCACUGCAGCUAACCCAGUUUACCACUUUGACUCAGAAAGAAUUGACGACUCUAUUGCGAAGCUUCGGGAGUUCUGGACUCAGAUUAUUCUCUCAGUACGAGCCAAAGAGUACGCAAGUGCCCGUCACAGCUUGGGCCAGUUGUCCCAUGCCUUACAGGAUUUCUACAGUCAUAGUAACUGGGUGGAGAUGGGCAAAAAAUCAAUUUACCUGCAUCUCCUGCAGCCAGAUGAGCCUGCUUUUCCUUUAGCUAAAGAAGAUACACCGACCUGUAAGGACUGCUUCACUCCUACCUGCAGAAACAAUCUCCUACUGUCUCUGAAAAACUCAAACCUGCUCACCACCGGGUACACCAGCAGCUCUUUUCCCUUUAAGCCUAAAGGCAAAUGUAGCCAUGGAGGCAUUUUUGACAAAAGUAGACUUCUGAGCGCCAGAGGGGGGAUCAACAAAGACACCAACUCAUUUUUCUUCUCCCCUCACCAUUACCUCCAUGUGGAAGCUGCAGGUUUGGCUGCCAUAGCUACCCAGACUGCCCUGAGAGAUCUUAAAGACACUGUGGGCCCCAAGGCCUUCCUCAAGCUCUUCAGCGUGAGGCAGGCUCCAGCUUUGGUGUUUGUCAUGGACACCACAGGCAGCAUGUUUGAGGAGAUCACCGCCGCCCGACUCAGGGCUCACUCCAUCAUCCAGAGCCGAGCCAGCCGAGCAGAGCAGCCUGGCACCUUUCUGCUUGUGCCCUUCCAUGAUCCAGAAUUUGGACCAGUUUAUGAAGCUGAUGAUCCAAACCAGUUCAUGCAGCACAUGGAGGCCCUGAUGGCUCUGGGAGGAGGAGAUGAACCAGAAAUGUGUUUUUCUGCCAUUCAGCUGGCCCUCACUCACAGCCCACCAGAGUCUGAAAUCUUUGUGUUCACUGACGCUUCUCCCAAAGACGCUUAUCUCUUUGACGCUGUGAAGGCGCUCGCGCUUGAGAAACGGAGCAAGAUAACAUUUCUCCUCACUGAAGAGCAGACACCGAAACGGAGUAGGAGGAAGAGGAGCAGUAAGAAACCUCUGUCCCCCGAUCGUUUCUCUCUCUACUCCUCCCUGUCGGUCGCGUCAGGAGGAAUGGCCGUAUUCACCACCAACUCUGACAUUCACAAGGUCUCCACCAUAGUGGAGGACAACACUGCUGUGGACAAGGUGACCCUCCUCCGUGCAAAAAGUGAUCCAGAGUUAAUGUCUGUGCAUUCCUUCAGAGUUGACAGCUCAGUAAAAAACAUCAUCCUACACAUAACGGGCACCAUGACUGAGUGUAUCCUCACCAGUCCGUCAGACAAAAGACAAUCUAUAUUGAGGGAGCAAGGCCAUCUAGCAGAGUUGGAGCACUUCCAGGGUUUGUAUCGUAUCAAACUCUUGCCUCCUGUUCAGGCUGGUGAAUGGAAGCUGCAAGCCAAGAGUGACGAUCCCCUAACCUUCACUGUGAUAGGUGACAGCAGUGUAGACUUCCUGUACUACUUUGCCACUGUGACUAAUGAUACACACCCAGGUCUGGCCAGAGUGGAGGGCAGUCCUGUGGCAGGUGCCCCAGCUUUCCUGGUGCUCACAGUGACAGGCCAAUCUCAAAAAGGGUUGUUUUAUGCGACUCUGCUUGGUGCUGAAGGAGAGAGUCUUCAGGAGGUGAAGCUGAAUCAGUCUUCGUCUGCACCCACCCACGGCUUGGAGGAGCUUGUGGGCUUCGUGGACCACGUCCCCACAGUUCCCUUCAGUGUUCAACUUGCAGGCUCGGACAGCAGAGGGAACAAGCUGGAGAGAGUUUCCACAGAGAAGAUUCAGCCCAGUCACGUUCAGAUAAAGAUGAUGUUGACCCCCCAGCUCGUACCAGGCCACCUCACAGUGGUGAUCUUCACCAUCUACAACCACGGUCCUGCUCAACUUUUUAAUCUAACAGCCGAUGAUGACUGUGGUUAUCUCCUGACGAGGGGGCCACACGGGUUGUUCGUUGAGGAACAAGACUCUUUUGAUGCAGAGGUGAGCCUCCUCACUCCUGCCACGGCUCAGGCUGGAGCGACUGUGACGCUCACGCUCACUGUUCACGCACUGAACUCACUGGAAUCAAACUAUGCAGUGACAUUUUUAACUGUGGUCCCUUUGGAUGCUGACAGAUCUCCACCGUCUUGCUCUGCUGCACGGAUCCACUCUGACUGUUCGGCGGAUUGCACCAAGUCCAGCUGGAGAGUGUCUGUAGUCGUGUCUGAUGAUGUCCACUCUGGCCUCGCUGCCCUUCAGAUGCAGAAAGGCGACGGUGUUUUGACAGUUUUCCGCAACCCACCAUCCACGGAGGACAGCUUUGAGGAGACCCUGCCCGACCUGGAGCAUCAACACCCACACAAAAACAAAACAACCGGCCACCAUCAGCAUCACCACCACAGAGCCAGGUUACGGACGGGGGAGCCCCUUCUGAAUGUGUCUGAGUGGAGACUGGGUUCAUCGCAGCCCCUGUGGGUCGUGUACACGUCCAGCUGCUGCUCAGCUCAAGCUGAGCUGCUGGUGUGGGACAAAGCUGGAAAUAUGAAGCGCUGCAUUCUGACAUCUGACCAGCAGAGGCUACAGAGUGACACGACCACAGAAACCAGUGGAACUGGACGAGCAGCACUGACAAGCGUCGUUUUCCUGCUGGUGGGCCUGCUGUGGUCUCCACUGAUGUAGAUCUAUGUAAUUACAAAUGUUUUGCUCCUAACUUCAUAUAACCUGUUAGAGAAAAGUAUAACAGGAAGUGCACUUAAUUCAAAUAAAUGCUGAUCAUGCUUUAAUGUGGAACUACUAAUUAUAAAAUGCACCAGAGCACCAAAUGACAACUUUCCUAAUAGGUUAUGAAAAAAAAAUUAUGUUAAAAGUAAUAGAUGGUACAUUUUGGUGAGAAAAGUGUAGGGUAGCACUGAAAUGUUCAUAGCAGGAAGAUGAAAAAGG
Molecule: messenger RNA, 4049 nt
Organism: Xiphophorus hellerii (green swordtail)
Lineage: Eukaryota; Metazoa; Chordata; Actinopteri; Cyprinodontiformes; Poeciliidae
Gene: vwa7
Product: von Willebrand factor A domain containing 7
Exons: 17
Coding region: 792-3788 (998 amino acids)
Source: RefSeq, a predicted model, not a curated record